Messenger RNA from Oikopleura dioica, 459 nucleotides. The record is from the annotation of a GenBank genome assembly. NCBI's taxonomy places the organism in Eukaryota, Metazoa, Chordata, Appendicularia, Copelata, Oikopleuridae.
AUGCCUCUAGGAAUAAGAACACUUGGGCUAAGAGGCUGUCCGGACACGGAUAGGGUUUUGGAAAGUAUUGGUCAUGGAAUAGUACUUGAAAAUUCUGAAGCUUCCGUCCUCCUGAGAAACGUCUCCCCAAUUUCCGUCUACGUCAAAUCUCCCCAAAUGGAUACAACUCCCGUCCGAAUUCCCCCUGCUCAUGAAGUCGAAUUAUUUUACUACGAAGAAUUUUCUCAAGCAAUUGCCGAGCGAGAGUCGCUCAGCGAUCUUUGGGAACUGAGAGAGCACUGUACAAUUUUUAUCUCCUUUGGACUGUGCUGGGGAACGAGUACAGUUCAGAUUCAAAAGGUGGAUGGACUGCCCUGUUGGUUAAAAUUGGAUUUACAACACUGCUGGCGAGAAUUAAACGUAGCACUGGAACAUGCACCACCAAUUAAAUCUGAAAGCUCUGAUUUAAAUCAAAACUGA